Molecule: messenger RNA, 2285 nt
Organism: Aspergillus novofumigatus IBT 16806
Lineage: Eukaryota; Fungi; Ascomycota; Eurotiomycetes; Eurotiales; Aspergillaceae
Product: putative G-patch domain protein (TFIP11)
Exons: 15
Coding region: 138-2060 (640 amino acids)
Biological process (GO): spliceosomal complex disassembly
Cellular component (GO): U2-type post-mRNA release spliceosomal complex
Molecular function (GO): nucleic acid binding
Source: RefSeq, a predicted model, not a curated record
CAUACGGCGUCGUUGCCAGCUCAUUUUUCAUGGAUUUUUCAUAGAUCUGACUAACCUCACUUGCACGCCCUCAGUUAAACUGAAAAGGCUGUGACUUUCUGACGUACUUCAUUGCAUUUGCCCCCGUUAGACCGACCAUGGAGUCACCGACGUCCUCGUCCUUCGCUGGCCAGAAGCGUAAAAUCGUCGAUAUGAGCUCAGAUGAGGAAGAUGCUCGCGCUGCUACAGGCUUUCGCGGCUUUGCGAAAGCUUCCUCUCGCUCCGAAUCGCCUCCUUCUUUCGGCCUGGGAAGUGCUCGUCUCAGCCACCACUGCCCCCGAGGCGGAAACGCCAAUACCAGCAAACCCACCACCGGCGGAGGGAAUUCUUUUGCUGCGCGUAUGAUGGCUAAGAUGGGUUACAAAGAAGGGCAAGGUUUGGGUGCGAGUGGACAGGGUAUCGUCACCCCGAUCGAGGCGCAAGCGCGACCGACGGGCGCUGGGUUGGGUGCCGCUCGAGAGGAGGAGAAGCGACAAGCAGCUGCCCGAGGUGAAGUUGUCGAAGACAGUUCAGAUGAAGAACGGAGGAGACGACGGAAAAAGAAGGAAGAACGUCAACGGGAGAGCAGGACGAAACCUCGGUUUAGAACCGCACGCGAAAUUGAGGCAGAUAUGGAUGGUCUGGAGGUGCCAAACGAACAGCGAGUUCUGACCUCCACAGCCGGCCUGAUGACUCCUUUGGAGUUUGCGUUGAAGAUCGCACGACGAGCGCGUCAUGACCUCGAAGCGUUUGCCGAUGAAUGGAAAGGAUUAACGGAACGAAAGAAGUUUGCUGAGUUGGAGGAAGCUCAGAUCCUCAAGACGGAUCAACUCACGGACCUUAUCACUGCUAUCGGGCAGCUGGAGAUUUUCGAAGAAGACAGUACGCUUGCACGGUUCGACGAAUUGACCAGCAAGCUCGAAUCGAUAGAGAUGAAGUACCGAAGCGAGAUCGACGAGUAUCGACUAUCAGAGACGGCGGUCGCUGCUAUUCACCCGCUCUUCCGCCAAGCGAUGGAGGAUUGGGAUCCUCUUCAAGAGCCGACAUUCCUUCCCCUUCUCGGCAGGAAGAAAAAUGACGAGGCCGUGUCAAGGCCAGCGACGUCGCCAUACGAAACCAUGAUCUACACUCUUUGGCUCCCCCGAGUCCGCUCUGCGCUCAUUAACGACUGGGAUGUGUUCGACCCGUCCCCUGCCACAUCACUGAUCGUAUCCUGGAAAGAGAUCCUACCGAACUUUGUGUUCGCAAACGUGCUCGACCAGCUCGUCGUUCCCAAACUCAGCGGCGGCCUGAAAGACAGGCGUCAUCCCUCUUCCCAGCAGGGCUCACGCUCUCCAUGGUGGCUCUUCACUUGGCUCCAAUACUUGGACGAACGCCACACGAAUCCGAGACAAGCCACGGGUCUCCUUUCAGACGCGAAAAAGAAGUUCCAGGAGAUCCUGCGUUCGUGGGAUCUCAGUAAGGGUCUGAUAAGUGGGUCCGAGUUCGAUGUGAGCCUACGUAACCACUUGCUGCCUCGUCUUGCGCGUCACCUGCAGAAGGACUUCGAGGAUAUCCUUAAGUGGAAAGGAUUCUUCAGGCCCAACGUUCUUGGUCUUCUUUUGGUGGCAGAGUUCUUCCCUAAAUGGCACGAAACCCUAUACUUCUGGCUUACCCAUGACCCCAACUUCGAAGAGAUCCCCGCAGAGAUCAACGAGCUCGCCGUCGUCGACGACGAAUGGAACAAAGGUCUCCAACAAAUGGACCUUGCGUCCCGCCUGGACGACCCCGCCACCGAGCUGCCAGUCCCCACCGUCGCAGCGCAACCGGCUCCCCACAAGACGCGCUUGCCCCGCCUCGCAAGCCCAAGGAUAUUCUCGAAUCGUGCGCAUCCCCAGAACGGCCAGCCCCUGUUCCGCAUCACGGCCAGCGCCACCGGGAAGGGCGGAGUUGUCGCGUUUGUACAGGGAGAUGUCGUCUGGGUUCAAAACAAGAAAGCAAAGGAUAUAUGGGAACCUAUGGGUCUGGAGGACCGGCUUGUGGAGCGUGCCGAGGGCAAGUGACAUAUCAGUCUUUGUCUCAGGUACUCUGGGCUUCUCUGGAGCCUCUGUUUCUGCGCGUUCAUCUGGGAAAUUGAUGAUACCCAUGUUUACUUUAUUUGCUCUAUGAUAAAUUUUUACUCCACAUAUGUGAUGAAACGAAAGCUUCGUCUGACCACGACUAUAUGAAUCUAAGCUUGCCCUUCAGGCACGUUCACUAGGAGACAUUGCAUGUUAGUUUGAGACACA